Messenger RNA from Cynoglossus semilaevis (tongue sole), 3048 nucleotides. It is a transcript of the gene ago3b, whose product is annotated as argonaute RISC catalytic component 3b. Bases 462 to 2951 code for a protein of 829 amino acids. Gene Ontology annotation, molecular function: protein binding; RNA binding. The transcript is spliced from 19 exons. Lineage: Eukaryota; Metazoa; Chordata; Actinopteri; Pleuronectiformes; Cynoglossidae. The record is from RefSeq and is a predicted model, not a curated record.
UUGAAGAGUUAUUUCGGAAAAGUUGACAUUGUCUUCCUGUUGGUUUGACAGCAGCGAGGGGAGGAGGGUGGUGUAAAGUACAGAUCUCAGACCGGUUUCUCGACGAUACUGAGGAGGAGUACUCCGGCGAAGUCAAGUCUCUAAAACUGGUCGGAUAGAGAAGAACGCCGGAGUGUCAUCGGCAGACACGGGGGCGACGAAGACAGUGAUCGAAAAGUUACCAGGAAGAAUCUUUGGAGUAAGACAGCGAAGAACUUCGGUGAAACUUUGAGCUGUCACUCAAGUCAGAGAGACAGGACUUCCAGCUGAGGGGACCCCGGAGCGGCCUGGCUGUUGAUCCGACGACGAAGCCGGGGGAGCCGGGGAGCCGAGGAGAGCGUCGGCCCUGUAGAAGUUUUACUCCGCGAAGAGGCAAAGAGUCAAUCGCAGGGUGCCGGGUCAUCCGGACAGAGACCUCAUGAAUGGAAACAACAGGAGCCGCUGGAACCCAAGCCCUCUUUGCGUUGCCACGGCGGCCCGGCUAUGGCAACAUCGGGAAGCCCAUCAAGCUUCUGGCCAACUGCUUCCAAGUAGAAAUACCCAAAAUUGACGUCUACCUCUACGAGGUGGACAUCAAACCGGACAAAUGUCCUCGCCGAGUCAACAGGGAGGUGGUGGACUCCAUGGUCCAACAUUUCAAGGUGACCAUCUUCGGUGACCGUCUGCCCGUUUACGAUGGGAAGAAAAGCCUUUACACUGCAAAUCCACUUCCUGUGGCCACCAGCGGGGUGGACCUGGACGUUACCCUGCCAGGUGAGGGCGGGAAGGACCGUCCCUUUAAGGUCACCAUCCGGUUCGUGUCGUUGGUCAGCUGGCACAUGCUGCACGAAGUCCUGACAGGACGCGGCGUUCCCGAGCCCGUGGACCUGGAGAAACCCAUCAGCACUAAUCCCGUUCACGCUGUAGACGUGGUCCUUCGACACCUCCCCUCCAUGAAGUACACCCCCGUGGGUCGAUCUUUCUUCUCCUCUCCGGAGGGCUACGACCACCCACUGGGCGGAGGAAGAGAGGUCUGGUUCGGUUUCCAUCAGUCGGUGCGUCCUGCCAUGUGGAAAAUGAUGCUUAACAUUGAUGUGUCAGCCACAGCCUUCUACAAAGCCCAGCCGGUCAUCCAGUUCAUGUGCGAGGUCCUGGACAUCCACAACAUCGACGAGCAGCCCCGCCCCCUCACCGACUCCCACAGGGUCAAGUUCACCAAAGAGAUCAAAGGUCUGAAGGUGGAGGUGACCCACUGUGGAACCAUGAGGAGGAAGUACAGGGUCUGCAACGUCACGCGACGUCCCGCCAGCCUUCAGACGUUUCCACUGCAGCUGGAGAACGGUCAGACUGUGGAACGCACAGUGGCCCAGUACUUCAGAGAGAAGUACAGUCUGCAGCUCAAGUAUCCACACCUGCCCUGCCUGCAGGUGGGCCAGGAGCAGAAACACACCUACCUGCCCCUGGAGGUUUGUAACGUUGUCGCCGGGCAACGCUGCAUCAAAAAACUGACCGACAACCAGACGUCGACCAUGAUCAAAGCCACAGCUCGCUCUGCACCGGACCGACAGGAGGAGAUCAGCAGACUGGUGCGGAGCGCCAACUACGAGUCCGACCCCUUCGUCCAGGAGUUUCAGUUCCGCGUGAGGGACGAGAUGGCUCAGGUGUUGGGCCGCGUGCUGCCGGCCCCCAUGCUGCAGUACGGCGGCAGGGUGAGCUCUGAACCAUUUAUGGUACCUUCCUUUUUUUUUUCCCCCAGGAGUUUCACCGAACAAUUGCGUAAAAUCUCAAAGGAUGCUGGGAUGCCCAUCCAAGGCCAGCCGUGCUUCUGUAAGUACGCGCAGGGAGCCGACAGCGUGGAGCCCAUGUUCAGACACCUGAAGGACACGUACGCCGGGCUGCAGCUCAUCAUCGUCAUCCUGCCUGGAAAAACGCCCGUUUACGCCGAGGUGAAGCGUGUGGGCGACACUCUGCUGGGCAUGGCCACCCAGUGUGUCCAGGUGAAGAACGUGGUGAAGACGUCCCCUCAGACGCUGUCCAACCUCUGCCUGAAGAUCAACGUCAAACUGGGAGGAAUCAACAACAUCCUGGUUCCUCACCAACGGCCGUCCGUGUUCCAGCAGCCCGUCAUCUUCUUGGGAGCAGACGUCACUCAUCCUCCAGCAGGAGACGGCAAGAAACCAUCGAUCGCCGCGGUGGUGGGCAGCAUGGACGCCCACCCCAGCAGGUACUGCGCCACAGUCAGGGUGCAGAGGCCCCGACAGGAGAUCAUCCAGGACCUGGCCUCCAUGGUGCGGGAGCUGCUGAUCCAGUUCUACAAGUCCACCCGCUACAAACCCACCAGGAUUAUCUUCUACAGGGACGGGGUCUCUGAGGGCCAGUUCAGACAGGUGCUGUACUAUGAGCUGCUGGCCAUCAGAGAGGCCUGCAUCAGCCUGGAGAAGGAGUACCAGCCGGGGAUCACCUACAUCGUGGUCCAGAAACGUCACCACACUCGUCUCUUCUGCGCCGACCGCAACGAGCGGGUGGGACGAAGUGGAAACAUUCCUGCAGGAACCACCGUGGACACGGACAUCACUCAUCCCUAUGAGUUUGACUUCUAUCUCUGCAGCCACGCAGGGAUCCAGGCCACCAGCCGUCCGUCCCACUACCACGUCCUGUGGGACGACAACUGUUUCACGGCCGAUGAGCUGCAGCUCCUCACCUACCAGCUGUGCCACACCUACGUCCGCUGCACUCGCUCCGUCUCCAUCCCUGCGCCGGCCUACUACGCCCACCUGGUGGCCUUUAGAGCACGCUACCACCUGGUGGACAAAGAGCACGACAGUGCGGAGGGCAGCCACGUCUCAGGCCAGAGCAACGGCAGGGACCCUCAGGCUCUGGCCAAGGCCGUUCAGAUCCACCACGACACACUGAGGACCAUGUACUUUGCCUGAACCACCUCCUUCACCUCUCUCACACUCAACUCUCGUCCAGUCUUAAGGUUCGACUCCACACCUGGUGCAGUUUUUGGUACAGUGGCGGUGGGGGAGG